AUGUCUGACACUGAGGAGAUUGUGGAGUAUGAGGAAGAAGAGGAGGAAGAAGUGGUUGAGGAAGAGGAGAACAUAGAGGAGGACCCUCAAGUGGAAGCAGAAGACGAGGAACAAACACAAGAGGCAGGAGAGCGAGACCAAGAGGACUACAAACCCAAGCUAAAGAUGUACAUGCCAAACUUGGUUCCACCCAAGAUGCCUGAUGGUGAGAAGGUGGAUUUUGAUGACCUCCAUCGCAAGCGUGUAGAGAAGGAUUACAAUGAGCUGCAGAGCCUCAUCGAGAUGCAUUUCAGCACCAGGCAGAAGGAGGAGGAGGAUUUGGUUGCCCUGAAGCAGCGUAUCGAGCGGCGGCGUGCGGACAGGGCCGAGCAGCAGCGCGUCCGGACAGAGCAGGAGAGAGAGCGGCAGGUCCGACAGGCUGAGGAGAGGGCACGGCGUGAGGAGGAGGCAGCCAAGUUACGCGCUGAGGAGGAUGCCAAGAAGAAGAAGCUCCUCAACAACAAGUCUUACGGUGGCUACCUCCAGAAGGUGGACCAGAAGAAGGGUAAAAAGCUGACGGAGCGGGAAAAGAAGACGAAGGCCCUCAUGGAGCGGCGCAAGCCGCUCAACAUCGACCACCUCAACCAGGAGAAGCUGGCAGAAAAAGCCCGGGACCUCUGGCAGUGGCUAUGGCAGCUUCACAGUGAGAAGUUCGACCUGACUGAGAAACUCAAGAUGCAGAAGUACGAGGUGAACGUGUUGCGCAACCGCGUCAGUGAUCACCAGAGGUUCUCCAAGACAACCAAGACCUCCAGGAAGUCCCGGAAGUAAAUGUUAGGAUAACAAGUGGGAGGAUAUUCCAUAUGUGGAAUGUGGUGGCAUUUGAAGAAGCUCAGCCUGUCUUCAAUUUUCACUGAAUUAGUUAGGGAAGAACAGUACUGUCCAAUUCAGUGUUCUUGUUAUAGCUGAUAGUUUGCCUCAAUUUCCACAGUCUUCCUGUUUUAAUUUGUAUCAUAUGUAAAAUGGAUUUUAUUGGCUGUUGUGUUUUGAUCCAUAUGUCUAGAUUAUUUUUGUGGUUAUUAAGUGGCAGUAGAUAAUUGAUUUAUGGUGACCGCAAAGUUAUCCACUAAACAUUUAAUUUACAUCUAUAGGGUGGAAUGUGAGGCA
Electrophorus electricus (electric eel) is the source of this 1146-nucleotide messenger RNA. RefSeq names its product troponin T2c, cardiac (gene tnnt2c). Gene Ontology annotation, molecular function: troponin C binding; tropomyosin binding; troponin I binding. Lineage: Eukaryota; Metazoa; Chordata; Actinopteri; Gymnotiformes; Gymnotidae. The record is from RefSeq and is a predicted model, not a curated record. Gene Ontology annotation, cellular component: troponin complex. Gene Ontology annotation, biological process: regulation of muscle contraction; cardiac muscle contraction; sarcomere organization.